AUGGAAAUGCUACUGUUUGGUGUCUGGGCCCUGCUGGCCCUGAUUCCUUCCCCAGGGGCUGCAGAAGACCUAUUUGAGGUUUCUGUUUGGCCACAUCAGGCCCUUGUAAAGUAUGGGCAGUCCCUAAUGGUCAACUGCAGCACCACCUGUCCAGACCCGGGACCCAGUGGAAUUGAGACCUUAUUAAAGAAAACCCAGGUGGGCAAAGGGCUUCAGUGGUAGGAGUUUCUCCUGGAAGAUGUCACACAGAAUUCCAUCCUGCAGUGCUUCUUCUCUUGUGCAGGGAUCCAAAAGGACAUAAGCCUUGGCCUCACUGUGUACCAGCCACCAGAGCAAGUGAUCAUGGAGCUGCAGCCUGAAUGGGUGGCUGUGGAUGACAGCUUUACAGUGACAUGCCACGUGCCCAGUGUCACACCCCUGGAAAACCUCACCCUUACCCUUCUCCAGGAUAACCAAGAACUACAUAGGAAGAGUUUUAGGAGCUUGGCUGUGGCCUCGCCAAGAGCUGAGGUCACCAUCAGUGUCAAAGCCCAAAGGGAGGAUGACAGGUGCAAUUUCUCCUGCCAUGCAGAACUGGACCUGAGUUCACAUGGUGGAGGGCUCUUUUGCAGCAACUCAGCCAUCAAGGUGCUCCGAAUCUUUGAAUUCUCUCAGAGCCCCCAAAUCUGGGUCUCUUCACUUCUGGAAGUUGGGAUGGCAGAGACCAUGAGCUGUGAGGUAGCUAGCGUGUUCCCAGCUGAAGAGGUAACGAUCCACAUGUUCCUGGGAGACCAGGAGCUUAGGCCCUUCCUCUCCUGGGACGGAGACACAGUAUGGGCCGAUGCCAGUGUUCGGGCCAUGGAGACUGGGGAUCAGGAGCUGUCUUGCCUUGUAUCUCUGGGUCCAAUGGAACACAAAACAAGAGAGCCACCAGUGCAUGUCUAUAGCUUCCCUCCGCCAAUCCUGGAGAUAGAAGAAUUAUACCCAUUGGCAGGGACAGAAAUUAAUGUGACCUGCUCAGGGCACGUAUUAACAUCACCCAGCCCUACUUUUUGGCUUCAGGGAGCCCCAGAUCUCCCUGCCCCUGGGGAGCCUGCCUGGCUUUUACUUACCGCCAGGGAGGAAGAUGAUGGCCGAAAUUUCUCCUGUGAGGCCUCUUUGGAGGUUCAGGGUCAGCAGUUGAGCAAAACCACUGUGAUCCAACUCCAUGUCCUAUACAAGCCACGAUUAGAGGAAUCUGGUUGCCCUGGCAAUCAGACCUGGUUGGAAGGGAUGGAGCAGAUGCUUGCCUGUGUCCCAAAGGGAAACCCAACACCAGUCUUGUUGUGUACCUGGAAUGGAACGAUCUUUGACCUUGAAGUGCCACAGAAGGCAACCCAGGACCACUCUAGAACCUACUGCUGCACAGCCACUAACCAGCUGGGCUCUGUCAGCAAAGACAUUGCUGUCACUGUUCAAGGACUGGAUGAAGGAGGCGGUUCCACCAUCUUCGUCAUUAUUAUUGUCACCCUUGGAGUGGGUGUCAUCAUCAUAGCACUGUAGUUGAACUAUCGGCCCUGCAAGAUAGAGAGGAGGAAAUUGCCCUAUAGGCAGAAGGAGAAGAACAAAGAAGAGGAAAGCCAGUUUGCUGUUCAACAAGCAGAAAAGCACAAUGCACAGAACUGUUAG
Mesoplodon densirostris (Blainville's beaked whale) is the source of this 1647-nucleotide messenger RNA. Its product is annotated as intercellular adhesion molecule 5-like. Gene Ontology annotation, biological process: cell-cell adhesion. Gene Ontology annotation, cellular component: membrane. Gene Ontology annotation, molecular function: integrin binding. The transcript has 8 exons. NCBI's taxonomy places the organism in Eukaryota, Metazoa, Chordata, Mammalia, Artiodactyla, Ziphiidae. The record is from RefSeq and is a predicted model, not a curated record.